GAACUUUGUUCGUUGUCACAUUAUUGUAAUCCUAGAAGAAAAUCAAGCUACGAUUCCACUCUUACAUUGAUCAUUGAACCACACUAUGCUUUUGGCCUUAUUCUACUUAUACAUUGAACCAUACUGUGCAUCUGUUUCUUAAAAUCUAUUUUUGCUAGAAGAACAGAAUCCAGAAUUUGUAUUUGUUCCAUCUUUAGUUUGCCCAAAAUAGCUGAACCAAUCUACAGAAAAGAGCCGACAAUGCCAACAAUUGCUUUGCAGCGACCUUUUCUGUUGAAAACUUCAUCUUUCGGAAUCAAAACGCCACACCGCAAUGACACAGCUUCUGGCAUUUGGACAAUGUCAGCGAAUUGGAAUCCUUCACAAACAAGAAAGCAAAUGGAAAUCUCAAAAGAGCUUCGAACUGUUUCUGCUACCGACUCUGUGCCAGUGGUAGCUCCGGCAGAACUCCAAUUUGACAAGCCGCAACAACAGGAUCAAAUGCUCUUUCAAGAAAACCGACUUCAGUUUGGACAGUUUGUGGCUCGUAAGGCUGUACUAGACGAAGAGUAUUGGACAGCAGCUUGGCUGCGAGCAGAGAGUCACUGGGAGGACAGAAGAAAUGACAGAUUUGCUGACAACUACAAAAGGAAGUUUGCGGAGCAGGAAUAUAAUGCACUAAAAAGAAGAUCCAACACACAACUAGGGCAUAAAUGCACCUGCAUGGUGGCGGUAAAGAAGGAAAACAGAGACGUGAAACAUACUGUGCUGAAGAGUGUUGUUGGAACACUAGACUUGAGCAUCCAAUACUUGUCACAAGGAGAGACCUUUCCAGGGGAACGGGUGAAAAAUCCUCUCUUCUGCAGUAUUGAUAGAAAAUCCUGCAGAAGAUAUGGUUACAUAUCCAAUUUAUGUGUUGCCAAAUCAGCACGCCGGCAGGGCAUUGCAAGCAAAAUGAUUCUCUUUGCAAUCAGCUCAGCAAAAAGAGAUGGCGCAGAACAGGUGUUUGUGCAUGUACAUAGGUUCAACACGCCUGCUCAGGAACUGUAUCACAAGAUGGGUUUUCAGAUGGUUGAAGCAGCAAGGUUUGACAAGUCAAAUGAGCAAAUUUAUUUGCUUCAACUCGGAUCAUGAAAUCCGUCCAACAAAUUCUGUUUGUUCCUUGCAGAAGCCUAUACCUUUUCGGUGCAACCAACCUCAGCCAAAAAAAAA
Molecule: messenger RNA, 1191 nt
Organism: Coffea eugenioides
Lineage: Eukaryota; Viridiplantae; Streptophyta; Magnoliopsida; Gentianales; Rubiaceae
Exons: 9
Coding region: 241-1113 (290 amino acids)
Molecular function (GO): acyltransferase activity, transferring groups other than amino-acyl groups
Source: RefSeq, a predicted model, not a curated record